GCACAACAAUGUCAAACUCAGACCUGGAGAAUGAAACUUUUGUCUCCGAUAAAGAACCAUCUCAACAUAUUUUAUCAGAGGAACCCAAUAAUGCACAUGGAAAAACCUCCGAAGCACAGACCGAAUCUUCAAAAACUUCUCCUGAACACGUUAACGAGAGAAUGUCUGAAGCCGAAACAGAAUCGUCAACAAACUUAGGAACAAAUUUGAGGAGAUCAACAAGAAACAGAAAGCCUCCGAAAUAUUAUUCACAGGGGGAAGCAUCUAUACCUGCACGAAAAUCUCGGCGAAUGGAUCAUGAUCGAAAAGAAGCAGAAAACAUUUCUGACGAUGAUGUUACAUCUGAAACGGAUGUCGCUGCUGAACCUACGUUCGAGAUACGUAGAAAACGAGGAAGGCCAAGGAAAUCUUCAGUAAUACACAAAAAUUCUAACAAAGUUACAAGAAGAUCAAAAAAUAAAACAUCCAGACGAGAUCUACAGAACACACCGGAAGGAUCCCAGGAUAAUUUGACAGAUAAUAUGCAAGACGAUGAGGUGGAAGAUUCAUCGGAAUCACAAACUUUAAACAAACGAAGUUCAAAAGCAGGUGGAUCACACAAGCUUAUGGAGGAAAGUGGUCAAACCAUAUAUGACGCAAUUUUCGGGUCAAGUUCCUCUUUAGAAACUGUUGCGUUUAACUGGGAGAAGGCCUACAAAAGAGAAAAGAACAACAAUCAUAGUAGCUCUUUGUUAACAUUGAUUAAUUUCAUAAUUCGGUCAUGUGGAUGCACAGAUGUUAUAGAUAAGAAAACUUUUGAAGAGACGGAUGAUAUAACUAAUGUUCUCAAAGGAUUACAAGAUGUCUUUAAGAAGGAACUAUUGGCAGAUUAUCCUUUGAUUUCAAAAGCACGAGAAUACAAAAAAUUUCGCAAGAAUUUUUUGGGUUUUUUUUAUCGUCUUAUAUUACAUUUGAAAUAUGACGUGAUAUACGAUGAUUUUUUCAUGGACACAUUACAAGCUUGGGUAGUUCCUAUGUCUAGUUCCUGUUCUCGUCCUUUUCGACACACGGCAACCAUGGUGGCUCUUCAUUUGUUCAGUUGUAUCUGCGAAGUGGCGCAUGAAGUUUGCAAUGAACUAUCCAUUGCUUCGCGUCAAUUAGAACUUGAGAAUAAAAAACCACGAUCUACAAAAAAUAUGGAGAGAAUUAAUGGUUUACAAUUAAAAGCAACAGAUUUAAGUCAGAAAAAGAAUAAAUUGUAUUCUCAUUUUGACGACCUUUUUGAUAGUGUAUUUGUCCAUCGUUACCGAGAUGUUGAACCAAUUAUCAGAUCAGAAUGCAUUCACGAAUUAGGUAUAUGGACUGUGAAACAUCCGGAUCGAUUCUUGGAUAAUACUAUUAUUAGAUAUGUUGGUUGGCAAUUAUCCGAUAAGUCGGUCAUUGUAAGAUUAGAAUCCCUAAAGGUUCUCGAACGACUGUACGCAGAAGAAACAUUUGUAAGCGGUUUGCGUAUUUUUACGGAGAGGUUUAAACCUAGAUUGUUGGAAAUGGCUAUACGGGAAUCCGAUAUUAAUGUUCGCAUAUCCAGUAUACACAUACUCACACUUAUUCAUCAAAUCGGAUUGCUGGAUGAUGAAGAGCGUGAUCAAUUGUCUCUUCUCAUGUAUUGCGACAUAUAUAAAGUACGGAAAGCUGUUGCGCCUUUUAUUAAGAUAUCCCUUGAUGAUUUUAUAAAGGAGAAACGCACAAAAGUUCAAACUCUAAUGGUCGGCAGUGGUACCAAGAGAAAACGAAAUAUUGAUAUCGGAUCCAACAAUGAGGCAAAUGCCACCAAACAGAGCUGGGUUUCGUUCAAAUGUUUAGCCGAGUUUUUUGUGAAAUACAACAAAGCCUUAGAGGAUGCUCAAAAGGAAGACGAAGCAAGCGAUCGAGAGGAAGACGAAAUUGAUGAGGUGGAAUUUGAUUACGGAGCCUUAAUUCACAGCACAGGUGAUAUGGAUAGUAGUAGAAUAGGGUUUGCCGUCCAGGACCUUUGGGCAGAUAUAGAUGUAUUAAAGGAAUGGCGCAAAUUGGCUGAUUAUCUUUCUAAAGACCAUUCAUCAACAAGUCAAGGUCCGAGAUCACCAAGUAGUGGAAAUUCUAGUAAUAGUAUUGAAGAGUUUUACCGCUUAAGCGAAAAGGAGGAAUCCGCUUUGGUGGAGGUUUUUGUAAAGUGCAUGCAAUUAACUCUAUCCGAUAGUUCCGCGCAGAAAGAUAAAAAAAAGACCGAAGGACAGAUGGAUGAAACACGUGCCGAGAUUUCGAGAACAAUGAUAACUAUAUUACCUCGGCUCUUGACAAA
Acaulospora morrowiae is the source of this 2320-nucleotide messenger RNA. Lineage: Eukaryota; Fungi; Glomeromycota; Glomeromycetes; Diversisporales; Acaulosporaceae. The record is from the annotation of a GenBank genome assembly.